Molecule: messenger RNA, 3458 nt
Organism: Grammomys surdaster
Lineage: Eukaryota; Metazoa; Chordata; Mammalia; Rodentia; Muridae
Product: von Willebrand factor A domain-containing protein 5A-like
Exons: 20
Coding region: 187-2592 (801 amino acids)
Source: RefSeq, a predicted model, not a curated record
AGAGCAGAUCCUGCGCCACUCAGUGAGAAGCCCUCGGUCUUCCACGUCCAUCACCAGCAAUAACAACAGGUGACCGUGGUCUGCCUCUCUCCUCUCAGCCUCCUGCAGUGACCACUGACAGCCUGAGACCGCUGCUGCCACAAGUGUAUCUUUCAGCUCUUGCUGCUCCCGAACCACAGCGUCAACAUGGUGCGAUCUGCCGGCUUACUCAGUAGCGUAAGAGACCCAGUGGCACUGAAGAGCAUUGCUGUGACCCUGUCGGUUCAUGACUUUGUGGCUGGUGUGUCUGUAACCCUAAACUAUGAGAAUGAAGAGAAAUCACCCUUGGAGACCUUCUUUGUGUUCCCCAUGGAUGUAGAUUCUGCUGUCUUCAGCUUUGAGGCCUCUGUGGAUGGGAAGAAAAUUGUGGCAGAGCUGCAGGACAAAUAUCAGAUCGACAAAAGGUAUGAAGACGCCCUUUCUGGAGGAUAUCAGCCUUACUUACUGGUGGAAGGCAAGUGUUCCAGGGAUGCCUUCCGUUGCAAUGUGGGGAACCUGCAGCCGGGAUCAAAAGUGUCACUGACCCUGAAAUAUGUGCAAGAACUUCACUUGGAAGAUGAUGGGGCCCUGCGUUAUGUGCUCCCAGCCAGCCUGAAUCCUAGAUACCAUCUCUCCUCUGGUGAUGAGGACAGUAGCCUGGAUAUGAAGACUCCGAUAGUCCCUUUGGAGGAAUUGCCCUGCACACUCAGCAUGGUUGCUACCAUCAGAUCUCAGCUCGGUAUCAGUACAAUCCAAUCCAACUGUCCCUUGAGUCCCAUUAAAUACAAUGGAGAUAAAAAGACCGCUGCUCAGGUUUCCUUGGCUGAAGGACACAAGUUUGACCGGGAUGUGGAACUCCUGAUUUUCUAUAGGAAGGUGCACAGCCCCAGUGUAGCUGUGGAGAUGGGGAUGUCUGGAAAGCCAUCAGGUAGUUUAAUGGGUGCGCCUUCUGCAAUGGUGAGUUUCUACCCAGAUAUCCCAGGAGUGAAGACCACAACAAAUCGUGGAGAAUUUGUGUUCCUUGUGGACUGUUCAAAAAGCAUGAAUAGCCCCAUGAAUUCCAAGAACAAGUCGCAGCUGAGAAUAGACGCUGCCAAGGAAACACUGAUUCUGCUACUGAAGAGUUUGCCAGUGGGCUGCUAUUUUAACAUCUAUGGAUUUGGAGCCGCCUACGAGGAGUUCUUUCCGGACAGUGUGUUGUACAAUCAGGAAACCAUGCAGAUCGCAGUGAAGAAAGUAAAGAAGUUGUUGGCCAAUCAAGAAGGGAUUGAUCUUUUAAUACCACUACGGAAAGUUUUGAGGAAACCUUCAAUCCCAGGGCAUCCCUUACAGGUCUUUGUCUUCACUGAUGGAGAAGUUGCUGAAACGUUUAAUAUUAUUAGAGAAGUUAAGUUCCAGAGCAGAAAGCACAGGUGUUUCUCAUUUGGCAUUGGAGAAGGGGCCCCCACUAACUUACUGAAGAACAUUGCCCUGAUAUCAGGGGGCACUGCAGAGUUUAUCACAGGCAAUGACAGGAUGCAGUCCAAGGCCCUUAGAUCCCUGAGGCGUUCUUUACAGUCUGAAGUAGAGAAUGUCUCUCUGAGCUGGAACUUGCCUCCCAAGAUGUUUGCACCUAUGCUGUCAGAAGAACAAACUUCUAUCAUUAGAGGUCAAAGGUUAAUCAUCUACAGCCUACUGAUUGGAAAGAUACCAAAAGGAGGGGCAACCGGUGAAGUGUGUCUCUCAUAUAAGCUUCGUGGACAAAGAUAUGAGGAAAAAGUGACAUUUCCUCUACAACCAAAGCGUGAUAACAAUCUCACCAUUCAUCGUCUGGCUGCGAAGUCCAUGAUCCAGUCCAAAGACUUUGGCUACAAGGGGACUUCAACAAUGUUUAAAAAAGAUGUGUUGGAAAUCAGCCUAGAGUCUGGAGUCAUGAGCUCCUUCACAUCAUUUGCUGCCAUUAACAAGGAACUCAACGAGCCAAUCCUGGGGCCCAUGUUUCAUAGGGACAUCCCAAGGCCAAUUCUCUUGGGUCCAGGUCCUGGAAUGCCCUCUGAUGAUUAUCCCCCAAAUUUAUUCUGUGCCAGUGCUCCUGCGACUCUGCCUCCAUGGUUGAUGGGCAGAGGACAAUGUGCUCCUAUGAUGUCCAUGCCAAAUGGCACACCUCAUGAGCCACAGAAAAGCCAGAAGAAACAUGUGACUAAUACAGAUGCUUGCCCUGAGUUGCCCCAUUUGGCUAAAUAUGACAGUGACCCACAAGGGAGUAAGGAGCUUAGCAUUGUACAGCUGAUAUAUCUCCAGAAUGCAGAUGGCUCCUGGGAUAUGAACGAGGACUUAGCUAAGAUUCUAGGUACUACUUUGGAAGACAUGACGGCUGCACACCCUAUUGAGGAAUUACAACCCUCAGCUUGGGCUACAAUGCUGGCUGUGUUCUGGCUGCAUGCCAAUGGUGAGGACUUGCAGGAUGAGUGGGAGCUUCUGGAAAGAAAAGCUGUGGUCUGGCUUUACAAUUCAGCCAGUGGUUUGAGAAAGCACAUCCAUACUGUCAACAAGUUCUUGAAGAUGUCUUUGGGUCCCUCCGUCUUAAGGUUAUGAGAAUAAUGCCCAAGGAGAAGGGCAUUCUUUUCUGCUUCCUGCCACAUCCUUCCCCUCGUCUGCUAAGAUAGAUUUUUGUCUUGGGUACCUUAUCACUCGUAUCUUACUAUAAAAGUGAAGGAUGCAUACAUUACUUUGGCUGUCUGUUAUAGGUCGAACUGGAUAUAAAUUUGGGUGUCUGUGUGUCCCCUGUGACAAGUGCUGGUAGACAUAGAAACUGUUUCUUAUCUAUCUUGGAGUUGUAUAGAACAUUUGCAUGUAGUGAUGUUUCUCCUAACAGAGCUGCUGGAGAAUUCCUGUGCCAAAUCAUUAUCCUCGUUAUCCAUUUGGUACUCACCUUUCAUUUUAUAUACUUGUCAUUAUAUACAUUAUAUCCUCACAUACAAUUUGAGCAUUUCCAUUCUUGGAAGAAGUUGGAUGUAAACUGAAAGCCAACUUCAAGGUCAACGUGACUUCAAGAUCACAGAGAGUCAAAUUUUCCAUUUUGCUCAUUGUUACUGUUGGGAACAUUCUUGAUGCACCCUUGUGGCCAUUGUCAGUCUAUGCUUCACACCUUGCUUUCUCCCGAGAUGAGUCAUACUUGUAAAUAGAUGUCUAUCUUUAACCAUUUAAUCAUUCUGCAGGAGGUUGAUAAUGAAACCUUUAGGCCUAGCUUUAAUCCACUAAGCCUGUGAGUUUAGUUAUGGCCUGGUUUACACAGAAUUAAUGUAGAUUGUGCUGAGACCUGAGUAUGUUUUGUUUUUCAACCCAUAAAGAAUGGGGUUACGUGGUUACUCUGACACUUGUUUUUCACAUACCCUAUCAUAUUAAAAGACCCAUUCCCCCAGAUUGCUGUUUUACCAGUAUUAAAGUGGCUAUUUCUUCUA